UUAACAGUUUAUGGAUUCAGCCCUACGACGAACAAGCUUAGAAGGACGCGACUUAUCCUUACACAGUUCCUAUCUCGGCGACAUGCGGGUAUAGCUUUCCCCUCCCCGACAACUUAGGACACCACGUGUAACAAAUUCCAACAAAGUCCCCUAAAAUAAUCAAGCGUGAAGCAUCCACGUAUCAUGCCCAUAUCCAUGCCCCCACCAACGCUCACGUCUGUACGGGUAUGUACCUAUAUGCACAAAGUAGUGUUACCUUAUAAGGUACCUAACAUGGUAAAUCAUUGAGGCCGCCGUUUCACUGAUAUCGAGCUCGGAAAUACGGCAUGUUUAGAUUAGAUGCAUAGUCGUCUUUUUAAAUGCGCAUUCUUAACCUCCAUAUUUCACCGAUUUUACCUUAGGUACCUACUUAAUUAAGUUGCAUCAUGGCCCGCAAGAAAGCUCUUCUUAUUGGCAUCAACUACUUUGGAUCUGAGCAUGAAUUAAAUGGCUGCAUUAAUGACGCGGAAAACAUCAGGAACUUCCUGGUAGAGGAGAGAGGUUUCUCGCCCAGCACUCACGACAUGGUCAUGUUGUCGGAUAUCCCUGAAAAUGAUGGUACUCCUUUUUUUCCAACAGGCGCCAACAUUCUGGCAGCAAUUAAUUGGCUGGUUACCAAAAAUCGGCCUGGUGAUAUACUCUGGCUGAGCUACUCUGGCCAUGGAGCCCAAGUUAGAAGCCAUGCUAGGGAUCGACCUUCAGGCUUCGAUGAUACAAUAUGUCCUGUCGACUUUGCAGAAAACGGGCAGAUUUCAAGCGAAAUAUUGCAUCGAUCGAUCGUCUCUCCGAUGAACCCCGAAUGCCGUCUUACCAUACUCUUUGAUUGCUGUCAUUCCGGCUCAGCCUGCGAAUUGCCUUACGUCUAUCGACCCGACGAAGAUGGCAAUGUCAAUAUGGUUGACACGAUCAAGAAAGGAAUCGGGUUGAUUCGCGCAGCCGAGGGGCUUUUCGAAAGCGGCUUUUCCAUGUCUAAAGUAGAGGACGCUAAGAUGCUACUCGGCGGUGCGACUGACUUCUUCAAUGGACUGCAUCAUCGUCGGAAUGAGGAUGUCGACGAGGAUGGACUCGCCGUUGAGAGUUUCGAGGAACAUUGGGAGACAGAGGGCAAAGAUGUCUGGAUGUUCUCUGGAUGCGCCGACGAUCAGACCUCUGCGGAUACAUCCAUUGCCGGAGCACCUACUGGCGCUAUGUCUUGGGCACUUCUUAGGACUCUAAGAGAAACCCCCGAGCAGUCAUACAUAAACGUCCUCCAGAAUACCAGAGAGGAACUGGCGAGGAACUACUCUCAGGUCCCGCAACUCAGCUGCGGCGGCAGAUAUGACUUGGACCAAGUACUCAUCCUAUGAGUUAUCAGCAUCUAUAGACUAGGAUUUCCUAUGAAGAUCGAGACAGGAGAAUAUCAGAUGAAGAGCGAGAUGCAUUCUAUCCUCAGGAGGGUUCACAUCUUGAGCAAAAUUUAAUCAAUCCAAAGCAUUUAGUUUAACUAGUUAAGUUAAAACUCGAAAAGAUAAAAUAGAGAAUUAAGAUGAUAGAGAAACAAACUAAGCUAAGCUAGAAUUCUUGAGUCUCUUUUUUUACGUAAUAUUUUAACCUAGAGAG
Molecule: messenger RNA, 1638 nt
Organism: Daldinia decipiens
Lineage: Eukaryota; Fungi; Ascomycota; Sordariomycetes; Xylariales; Hypoxylaceae
Product: peptidase C14
Exons: 6
Coding region: 426-1385 (319 amino acids)
Biological process (GO): proteolysis
Molecular function (GO): cysteine-type endopeptidase activity
Source: RefSeq, a predicted model, not a curated record